Molecule: messenger RNA, 504 nt
Organism: Phaeodactylum tricornutum CCAP 1055/1
Lineage: Eukaryota; Bacillariophyta; Bacillariophyceae; Surirellales; Neidiaceae
Exons: 2
Molecular function (GO): protein binding
Source: RefSeq, a predicted model, not a curated record
AUGGACGUGGUGGAUUCCAAUAUUUCGCGCAUCACCCAAAUCAAUUGGGCUCGGAUGAACCUCAACGGCGUUCUGCCUACCGAAGUGGCCGUGUUGGAAGAUCUCGUCACGCUAGAUCUCGCCGAGAACGACAUUGAAGGGACGCUCCCCGAAGGACUUUUUACCCUCAAGGAUUUGCGGUUCCUUUAUUUGCACGAUAACGCCAUCACCGGUUCCAUUCCGGUCAAUAUGAACUUGCGGAGGCUCUAUCUCUUGGAUCUGGGCUACAACGACAUGACGGGCACCUUGCCAGCGGACUGGUCAAACGGCGUUAACACCAUGAAUGCGCUCACAUUAUUAUACCUCAACCACAAUUCGUUUCGGGGGACCAUUCCAAGUACCUACCCCGAACUUGGGAAUGACCGCCUGCAAGUUUACGAACUUAACGACAACCAACUCACAGGUGAAGUACCGGGUGGGUAUGUGGUUCGCAAUCUUUUACAGUCGGUGGAGAUGCAGAACAAU